Tricharina praecox is the source of this 1043-nucleotide messenger RNA. RefSeq names its product rhamnose mutarotase. Lineage: Eukaryota; Fungi; Ascomycota; Pezizomycetes; Pezizales; Pyronemataceae. The coding region runs from base 426 to 809 and encodes 127 amino acids. The record is from RefSeq and is a predicted model, not a curated record. Gene Ontology annotation, molecular function: racemase and epimerase activity, acting on carbohydrates and derivatives. The transcript is spliced from 2 exons.
GCCCUUUCUCGGCGCUUGCACGGAACGAAAAGUUUCAGUUUGCAUGUCUAGUCUGGCGUCGUGGUAGGCAGCGCUUAUGGAAUAUCACUCGCUACUCCCGAUGCUUUGCUAUUCGCCAUUAUGUACCACGUGCAUACCAAAGCCCGCCGCCCGCCGUCCGCUUGUGCUUCCACCCGGAGUGAGCUCCAGCCUUCGCCGCAGUCCGCGGGCCUAGUACCGUAGAGGACAACCCACCCUCACACUGCACCCCCGGAUCUCGGCCCAUAUUUUACCGAUUCCCGACCUGCAGCCCUACUCCGUUCCUACGUAAUGGAUACCUCUGUAUGUGUGUAAAUAUGUAGCUCCCCGCACUGUAAACUCACAAUCGAGAUCUCUCCCCGCGGUCCCGCUCCAUCACCGCCACCAGCUCGCCGUCCGUCGCCGCAAUGUCCGCCUCCGCCUCCACCACCACCAGCGCUCCCAAAAACGUCCGCCGCAUCGCGCAAAUAGUGCACCUCCGGCCCUCGCAGGUCGAAGCGUACAAGGCGUGCCACGCAGCGGUCUGGCCCGAAGUCCUGCAGCAGAUCCGAGACUGCAACAUCAUCGACUACUCCAUAUUCUUCGACAACGAGCGCACGUUGUUCGCAACAUUCAAGUAUGUCGGCGAUGACUACGAGGCGGACAUGGUCAAGAUGGCGGCGAACCCGCGGGUGCGCGAGUGGUGGGCGAUGACGGACGGGAUGCAGGAGAGCCCCGUCGAGGGCGCCGUGGGGAGCGCGGAGGGGCCCGGAUGGUGGAAGGGGCUUGAGGAGGUUUUUUAUACUGCGUAACCGCAUAGCCGCAUAACCGCAUAACUGCGUGAAGGAGGUGAGAUGCGGUUUCUAUUAUUGCUAUGCCGAUUAUGAGCGAGCCUACGGUGAUCGGCGGACGAGAUACAUGGUAUUAAAUGCGCGCAAAGUAAAAUAAAAAGGAUAAAAAGGACAAAAGCCGAAAUAAACAAUGUGUAUGUGCUCCCGCUCGUGACUCAAUUACAUCAAGCUGCUCCGCCCACCGACCUCGGUGCU